AUGGACCUGCAGGAGCCGGGCGCUUGUUUCGUCUGGGGGUUUCUUUCCGUAGCGGCGCCGACGUCUCGUCACUCGUUCCGUUACGACGGCCCGCGGCCCCCUCCUUCUGGGCAGACGCAGUCGGAGAGUGGCAUUGAGGAGGAGGAUGAGGAGGAGGAGGGUGAGGGCGAGGAGGAUGAGGACGAUGAGGGGAGCGGGGAUGACAGUGAGGCCGGGUGGGAUCCCAAGACGCAUGGCGGUGGGGAAGGGGGGGAUGAUGAUGAGGACCAUGAGAUGGAUGGGUUGGAGCCAGAGGAGGUGGAGGAGGAGGUGGGAGAGGUUGGUGGAGGGGCGGCGACAGAGGCUGCCUCACAGCAUAUGGGUGAAGGAGGAGGGAGCGUGGGGGUUAAGGUGGGAAGAAAGCUUGCGUCCAUUGCAGGGCCGAAGCAGAGGAAGAGGGCGAACAAGUUGAGGGUGCGAGGGUAUCCCUGCACAUUCACUAGGGAGCCCUUGGGCGAGGGUGUGAUCGCUCCAGACUACGUCGAUCGGUGGCCGCAUGCCAAGUCUUGGCCGCAUCUCGCCAAGAAGAAAGGGAAGGCGUCCGGUGGAGCUCAGGGGUCAGGCGGGAUGGGGCGGUUCAUGACAACCAAGCUAUCCACGGUGGAGCUACGGCAGUCGAUCGCCAAGCUGGUGGUCACUUGCGACCUCCCCUUCCGCGUCGUCGAGGCCGAGGCUGUGAGUGUCCCAUGCCUGCUGUAUGAAGGGGAUUUGGCAGUAUGUGGCUGA
This is a messenger RNA of Closterium sp. Naga37s-1, 765 nucleotides long. The record is from the annotation of a GenBank genome assembly. NCBI's taxonomy places the organism in Eukaryota, Viridiplantae, Streptophyta, Zygnematophyceae, Desmidiales, Closteriaceae.